AUGUACUGCAUUACCCUCAAACCAUUUUCUCCAUCUCCACGUUCUUUCUUCAGAAAACCAGCUAAUAUCCAAAUAAAUCCCACAAAAGAUUACGCCCAAAACCCACAAAUUUUCACUCCUAUGACCACAUGUAUUUCUCACAGAUCAGCUAAAUCAAGGUCAAGAAAUCCAAAACCCGGUAAUCUUUCAGUUUCUUUCUUGACAGCAAAUAAACCACCAGAGCUGCAAACUCUAAACAUAACCGAUAAGACAUAUUCUUUAAAUUCAGAGUUCAAGUCAUUAUCCGAACCCAUCGAAAGAGUCAAAAGAUUAUUACACUACGCAACUCUCCUGCCUCCAUUCGAUGAGUCUUUGAGAAUUCAAGAAAACCAAGUCAAAGGGUGCACAGCGCAGGUCUGGGUGGAGGUAAAGAUGGAUAGUAAUGGGGUGAUGAGAUUUAGAAUUGACAGUGACUCAGAGAUUACAAAAGGGUUCAGUUCUUGCCUGAUUUGGUUGCUAGAUGGUGCAGUUCCUGAGGAGGUUUUGAGUGUGAAAACUGAGGAUUUGGUGGAUGUGAAUGUGGGGUUGAGUAAUAGGUUUCCUUCGAGGGUUAACCCUUGGCAUAAUGUGUUAAUUAGCAUGCAGAAGAGGACUAAAGAUUUACUCACUCCAGAAGUUUUUUCUUAA
Molecule: messenger RNA, 666 nt
Organism: Fraxinus pennsylvanica
Lineage: Eukaryota; Viridiplantae; Streptophyta; Magnoliopsida; Lamiales; Oleaceae
Source: the annotation of a GenBank genome assembly